GUGGGAGGAACAGAGGGGUGGGGGCGGGGCUGGCCUCGUGCGGGCUCCUUAAGUAGCUGCUGCGUGGCUGCCGUGGCACUUCAGUCUUACGACGGCACAGUCGAGUAGAGCAGAGCCGGACGGCAACGACGUCGGACGCGACCAUUCUUGGAACCAUGUCCCAACACGGAGAAGCCCCUAAGGCCUCUACAUGGGUCGUUGCUGGCCGACGAAGUUCGAACGCGUCCCGGCCGCCAGAAAGGAGGUUGGCGGAAGAGUCGAAUCGAGGAGGUCCGGGGGGAUAUAGGGUCGUCAGAGGUGGCUGCUGGAGAGGUGCCUCUAGGCCCUCGAACGCCGUGGCCGCUGGUCAUGAGGAACCGCCGCUAUGUUUCGCUUUGAAGAACCACUUUGUCGGCGCGGUGAUCGGUCGUGGUGGAUCGAAAAUAAAGCAUAUACAAAAUACAACAAACACCAUAAUCCAAAUAAUACAAGGAAGACCAGAAUCAUUAGUCAAAAUAUAUGGCAGCAAAACAAUGCAAGCCAAAGCAAAAGCCGUGAUAGGUAAUCUUGUGAAAAAGCUAGAAGAAGAUUCAGAAUGCAGAGUUGGUAUUGCAUUACAACCUUCUGGUGAAAAAGGUCGAAGCACAGCUAACAGUGUAGUUGCAGGAGCUCGGCCAUUGAUAGAUUGGGAUCAAAUUAGAGAGGAAGGUUUGAAAUGGCAGCAAAAAAAGUGGGCAGACUUACCCCCAAUUAAGAAAAACUUUUAUAAAGAGUCAGCUGCCACAAGUGAGAUGUCCAAAGAACAAGCAGAUAGUUGGAGGAAAGAAAAUUUUAAUAUAACAUGGGAUGACUUGAAGGAUGGGGAGAAACGACCUAUCCCCAAUCCAACCUGCACAUUUGAUGACGCCUUUCAGUACUAUCCUGAGGUUAUGGAAAACAUUAAAAAAUCAGGUUUUAAAAAGCCAACACCUAUUCAGGCACAAGCGUGGCCCAUUGUGUUGCAAGGAAUAGAUCUUAUAGGAGUAGCCCAAACUGGAACAGGAAAGACAUUGUGUUAUUUAAUGCCUGGAUUUAUUCAUUUGGACCUUCAACCAACCGUUAAAGGUCAAAGGAAUAGACCCGGCAUGUUAGUUCUAACACCCACUAGGGAGUUAGCACUUCAAGUUGAAGGAGAAUGUGGCAAAUAUUCAUAUAAAGGGUUUCGGAGUGUUUGUGUAUAUGGUGGUGGAAGCAGAGAUGAACAAAUAGAAGAGCUUAGAAAAGGCGUAGAUAUCAUAAUUGCAACUCCUGGAAGAUUGAAUGAUCUUCAAAUGAAUAACUUUGUCAAUCUGAAGAAUAUAACCUACUUGGUUCUAGACGAAGCAGACAAGAUGUUAGACAUGGGAUUUGAACCCCAGAUAAUGAAGAUUUUGUUAGAUGUGCGCCCAGAUAGGCAGACAGUUAUGACCAGUGCUACAUGGCCACGUUCUGUUCAUCGCCUUGCACAAUCUUAUUUGAAAGAGCCAAUGCUUGUCUAUGUUGGUACACUGGAUCUUGUUGCCGUAAGUUCAGUGAAACAAAAUAUAAUUGUAACCACUGAGGAAGAGAAAUGGAUUCACAUACAAACUUUUCUACAGAGUAUGUCACCCACAGACAAAGUGAUAGUCUUUGUUUCUCGAAAAGCUGUCGCGGAUCACUUAUCAAGUGAGCUAAUACUUGAAAAUAUGUCAGUAGAGUCUCUACAUGGAGAUAGAGAACAGAGAGACCGGGAAAAAGCAUUAGAGAACUUUAAAACAGGCAAAGUGAGAAUACUAAUUGCAACUGAUCUAGCCUCGAGAGGGCUUGAUGUCCACGAUAUUACACAUGUCUAUAAUUUUGACUUUCCACGGAACAUUGAAGAAUAUGUACACCGAAUAGGGCGCACGGGAAGAGCAGGGAGGACUGGUGUUUCCAUUACAACUAUGACUAGAAAUGACUGGAGGUUUGCCCCUGAAUUGGUUAAUAUUCUGCAAAGAGCAAAUCAGACUAUUCCUGACGACCUUUUCUCAAUGGCUGAGAGGUUCAAGGCGCGUCAACAGAGAAGAGAAAUGGAAAGAAAAAUGGAAAGACCUCAAGGAAGGCCCAAGAAGUUUAAUUAAUGUCUUCUGUACUUGUGUGGUAGAGAAUUCAAGAUUUUUUAGAAAUCUAAUAAGACGGAAGUAUUGGACGUGCUGGAAAUAUGAACAGACUGGAGUGAUUUGAGUGAUUCUUAGAAUAAUAGUGUUUGAAAAUGUAGAAUUAAGUGUUUUAUACUUUCUUUAAUAAAAGUAGAAGUAUUAAACUUG
Molecule: messenger RNA, 2282 nt
Organism: Saimiri boliviensis boliviensis (Bolivian squirrel monkey)
Lineage: Eukaryota; Metazoa; Chordata; Mammalia; Primates; Cebidae
Gene: DDX43
Product: DEAD-box helicase 43
Molecular function (GO): ATP binding; RNA binding; RNA helicase activity
Source: RefSeq, a predicted model, not a curated record